AUGCGGGCAGAGAUCAACAAGCUGAAAAAAGAGAAUCAAGUCCUCCGGAAGAAGCUGACUUCAAGUAGUCAGAGAACUCCUGGUCCCAGCGGAGAAUCAGGAGAUGAAAUGGAAGAGGAAGUCACAGACCUUGGUAACCGCGAAAAAGCAUCUGAAAAAUCUCCAGCAACCCUUCACGGUGGUGUUUCCAUUGAUGCGGCACCAGCUGUACGCGAACGUCAAGGCAAUGUCAUGAUUGUUAGACGCUAUUCCAUUUCCUCACCAGUUCAUUCAUUUGCUGCAAAUGAUCCCUGGAAAGCCGGGGAAAGAUACCAAAAGAGUGGAAUUCUAGAAGCUCAGGGAAGAGUUAAGUCACUGGCAUGUUCUUCAAUUAAGAAGCACGACAAUGAAGAACAGAUGUUUGCAGCAGAUUCUUUGACCAGCACUAAUUCCAACCAAAGAGCUUCUCCUGAGCAUGUUUUUGGUGAUGUAACCAGGUAA
This is a messenger RNA of Ailuropoda melanoleuca (giant panda), 480 nucleotides long. It is a transcript of the gene CCDC195, whose product is annotated as coiled-coil domain containing 195. The transcript has 2 exons. The record is from RefSeq and is a predicted model, not a curated record. Bases 1 to 480 code for a protein of 159 amino acids. NCBI's taxonomy places the organism in Eukaryota, Metazoa, Chordata, Mammalia, Carnivora, Ursidae.